Cornus florida is the source of this 450-nucleotide messenger RNA. RefSeq lists its product as uncharacterized. Bases 1 to 450 code for a protein of 149 amino acids. The record is from RefSeq and is a predicted model, not a curated record. NCBI's taxonomy places the organism in Eukaryota, Viridiplantae, Streptophyta, Magnoliopsida, Cornales, Cornaceae. The transcript has 2 exons.
AUGACAGUUUUGGUGGCAAGGAAUGAAACUAAGUGUUUCAUAAUUUGUGGCUCGAUGCCUUACUUGUCAGCAAGUGAAGGCGGAGCAUUAACAACUGACAGGACUAUUGCAACCAUUACCAAGCGUGUCGGUGAGGUUGCUUAUCGUUUGGCAUUGCCGCCAGACUUGGAUAGGGUUCACAAUGUCUUUCAUGUCUCCAUGUUGAGGAAGUACAAGCCGGACCCAUCGCAUGUUCUGCGGUGGACUGAUGUGGUUGUUGAUGAGGAUGUAACCUACGAGGAAGGUCCAGUUCAAAUUCUUUAUUCAUGGGAACAAGUCUUGCGGACCAAGACCAUUCCAUUGGUUAAGGUCUUAUGGAGACACCACAGCAUUGAGGAGGCUACCUGGGAGCUUGAGCAGGAGAUUCGCUCCCGGUAUCCCCAUUUGUUCUCUCUUUCAAGUACGGCUUGA